Onychomys torridus (southern grasshopper mouse) is the source of this 18747-nucleotide messenger RNA. It is a transcript of the gene Muc19, whose product is annotated as mucin 19, oligomeric. The record is from RefSeq and is a predicted model, not a curated record. Gene Ontology annotation, molecular function: protein binding. Gene Ontology annotation, cellular component: extracellular matrix. The transcript has 108 exons. The coding region runs from base 1 to 18747 and encodes 6248 amino acids. NCBI's taxonomy places the organism in Eukaryota, Metazoa, Chordata, Mammalia, Rodentia, Cricetidae.
AUGUGCAAUGGAGUGGGACCAAUUCCCUUCUUUUCACACCCUCAGGUCAGCACUCCCACACCUCUACCAUCAGGACCAGCUCCACUCUGUUGCCCAGGUGAGGUGCAGGGGCCACUCUCUGGAGUGCUGCAGCUGCUGAGGGGCGAAGAGCUCGCUCAUUCUUAUGACCUGAGGGCCAGCUCUUCCACCUGUCACAGGAGGUGGGGCAUCUCUCCUCCACCCACACCACCAUAUGAAGGGCAGGACCAGGUCUCCCAUGCUCACAUUCUCGAGGCCAGUUCACCCGCACCUUUGUUAAUCCGGUCAGCUUGGCUGUGUUGCCCAGGUACCACAAGCUCAUCUGAGUAUACUACAUCUGGACCACCCAGUACUCCAGAAAAAGGAUCCCAUAUUCCAGAAGCAACUCCCACAUACUCAGAAGCCAACGAAGAUGCCGGUGAAACGGUUACGUGGGGUAAUGGCGCAUACAAGGCUCUCAAUGGCCGCCUCUUUUCCUUUGAGUCUUCCUGCGCGUACACGUUUUGCCGUGACUGUGCUGAACCCGGAGGAGACUUCAAUAUUGAGAUCAAAAGAAAUAUGAAAAGUGAUAUUGAAGAAAUAAAAGCUGUGAUUGAUGAUGUUGGCAUCUCUGUUUUGAAUAAUACUAUUUUUGUUAAUGACGAAAGGGUACAGGUACCAUACAGCAAUAAGAUGAUUCACAUUAAAAAACAAGGCAAUCACUAUGUUCUGGACAGCCGCAGAAAAACCCUGUCUUUAAGGUGGAGCAAGAACAAACUCUCACUCACUCUUUAUAACCAUUAUACAACCUGUGGUCUUUGUGGCAACUUCAACAGCACUCCAGGUCAAGAUAUUAAUGAGCACAUUGCCAAUAGUAAAAUUUCCAAUGACUGUCCCAGCGCUUUGAGUAAGAACAAUGAAGUUUGCGAGGAUGGAGUACAGUAUUGUGACAAAAUUAUUGGGACUUACUUUGAGAAAUGUGGGAAAGUUUCCCCUUCAUCCAGCGAGUACAAAAAGGUGUGUGUUGAUGAGUAUUGUCGAACCAGAGGAGGAGGAAAGGGCACUACAUGUGACACCUUUUCAGAACUAGCCCGACUAUGUGCCUUUGAUGGUCCUGGUGUCUUUGAACACUGGCGAGAUGAUUCUGCUGUGGUUUGUGAAAAGCAACAAUGUCCAGGAAAGCACAUUUACAAAGAAUGCGGACCUUCAAAUCCUCCAACUUGCUCUAAUGUGGCUCCUUUUCAAGACAGUGAAUGCGUGAGUGGCUGCAUUUGCCCAGAAGGUUAUCUAUUGGACGAUAUUGGUGAGAAAGGAAAGUGUGUAUUAAAGGAAAAAUGCCCCUGUGAAUCUAAUGGAAAAGUGUACAAACCAGGAGAAGUCCGAGAAGGCCCCUGUGGUUCUCAAUGCACAUGCCAAGAAGCAAAGUGGUCUUGUACCGAAGCUUUAUGUACUGGGAUAUGUAAAGUGGAAGGGAGCUUAUUUACCACUUUCGAUAACAAUGUAUUUAGCCAUCCUGGAGACUGUCACUUCUUGGCCGUUCAUAAUGAAAAUAUUUCCAUUAGUGUUGAACUUCAUCCAUGUGAUAAUGGUCAGACUGGAUCAUGCUUGAAGAGUGUUACGCUUCUUCAAAACUCCUCUCUUUCAGGUAGCAGAUUUGUGUUCAAUAGUGAUGGGACAGUCACAAAGGAUGGAGUUAGAAUGAAAGGUUAUUACUAUUCAGACGAUGUACAGAUCUUCAAUGCAUCUUCUUUAUACAUGCAAGCAGAAGUACUCUCUCUCCUAAAAAUGCAAAUACAAAUCUCUCCUGUGAUGCAGUUGUAUGUGUCCAUGUCUCCUGAUGCAUUCACAGACACUGUUGGUCUUUGUGGUUCCUACAACAAUAAGGCAGAAGAUGAUUUCAUGUCAAGUCAGAAAAUUCUGGAGAGUACAGCUCAGGCAUUUGCGAAUUCCUGGGAGAUGAUGUCUUGCCCUAAGGGGAGCCCCUCGUCCUGUGUCAGCAUUGAAACAGAGGAGUUUGCUGAAAGUAACUGUGGGGUUCUUCUCAAUUCAAGCGGACCUUUUGCUGCCUGUCACCAGACUGUGAACCCCAAAUUCUACUACGAGGAAUGCAAAAAAUACACGUGCUCGUGUGAAAACAGCCAAGACUGCCUGUGUACAGUUUUAGGGAACUACGUGAAGGCAUGUGCUGAGAAGAAAACAUAUCUAGUGGGCUGGAGAGCUGGACUGUGUGAGGUUUCUUGUCCAAGUGGCCUUGUGUUUGACUACAAAGUGAAAACCUGCAAAAAUUCUUGCCGAUCACUCUCACAACGAGACAGAAGCUGUGAUAUAGAAGACAUUCCAGUUGAUGGAUGUACUUGCCCUCAAGGAAUGUACCAGAACAGUGAAGGAAACUGUGUUCAGAAAUCUGAGUGUGACUGCUAUGUUAAUGAUGAUAUUGUGCAACCUGGCAAAUCCAUCCUUAUUGAUGACAAUAGAUGUGUCUGCCAGGAUGGAGUACUUCUUUGCCAAACUCCCCUUGAUUUGACCAUACAAAACUGUUCCAGAGGUGCUGAGUAUGUAGACUGUAAAGAUCCUAAGGCACAGAGAAGGACUGAAAGGACAUGUAGCACCCGGAACAUACCUGAUUUUGAGGGAGACUUGCCUUGCAAACGUGGGUGCUACUGUCCAGUAGGAAUGGUCCGUAACUCUAAAGGGAUAUGUAUACUUCCUGAUGACUGCCCCUGCUCUUUUGGUGACAGAGAAUAUGAACAAGGAAGUGUUACUUCUGUUGGCUGCAAUGAGUGUACUUGCAUAAAAGGGUCUUGGAACUGUACCCAAAAUGAAUGUCAAACAACUUGCCACAUCUAUGGGGAAGGACACGUCAGAACCUUUGAUGGAGAAAGUUACAGCUUUGAUGGACUCUGCCAGUAUACAUUCCUUGAGGAUUACUGUGGCCAAGAAAAUGGCACAUUCCGUGUUUUAACUGAGAGUGUUCCAUGCUGUGAAAAUGGGCUCACCUGCUCCAGAAAAGUUGUUGUGGCUUUCCAGGAUCAAAACAUCAUCUUACAAGAUGGUAAAGUAACAGCAGUUCAAACUACCGAAAACAUGGAUUGUGAGCACAAUGGGACCCCGUACUCCAUCCACACUGUUGGCCUCUACCUGAUUGUGAAACUUGCGAAUGGAAUCGUCCUGAUUUGGGAUAAAUACACAAAAGUAUCUGUUAUUCUGGACCCAAAGUGGCAGAGCAAAGUGUGCGGUCUUUGUGGAAACAACAAUGGGGAUCUUAAGGAUGACUUCACAACAAGACACUCUUUGGUAGCUGCCACAGCCCUGGAAUUUGGAAACAGUUGGAAAACAAGUCAAGAAUGUUCAGAUACAGUCACUCAAAGCUUCCCGUGUGACUCGAACCCGUACUGCAAAGCCUGGGCUGAGAAGAAGUGUGAAAUCAUCAGGGAUGACACCUUCAGGGAUUGCCACAGCAAGGUGGACCCCACAGCAUACUACAAUGCAUGUAUCGAAGAAGCCUGUGCCUGUGACAUGGAGGGGAAGUACCUUGGCUUCUGUACUGCUGUGGCAAUGUAUGCAGAGGCAUGCAAUGCAGCUGGAGUCUGUGUCUCAUGGAGAAAGCCAAACCUUUGCCCUGUGUACUGUGACUACUACAAUGCCCCUGGGGAAUGCAGCUGGCACUAUGAACCCUGUGGUACAGUGACCGCCAAAACGUGCAAAGAUCAGGUCAUUGGCCAGAAGUUCUCUUCACUUUUAGAAGGCUGUUAUGCCAAGUGUCCAGAAAACGCACCCUAUCUGGACGAGAACACAAUGAAAUGUGUCCAGUUAUCUGAGUGCAGCUGCUUCUACAAUGAUGUCAUACCAGCAGGGGGAGCUGUUGUAGAUGACUGUGGAAGAACAUGCUAUUGUACCGCUGGCGAGUUGGAGUGCAGUGAGACCCUGCCCACAAAUUCAACACCAACAGCGGCCAUAGAUCAGGUUCUGCUGGCGAUGUGGGCACUGAAUGGUGAUGUGAGCACCUUGGACUGGGGACAGACUGUUCAGCAGAGCACGACACCAAAUAAGUGCUCUACUGGAACCUCAGCUCCUGCUGUCUCCACGGCUGGAAGCACAGGCACAACAGCAGCCCCAAGCUCAAGCGUCACCAGUUCUGUGCUCACAACAGGGUCAACCAGAAGUUCUCAAGAACUAACUACAGAAGCUAAAAGUGAAAGUACAGUUGACACAGUCUUCUCAACGGUAUCUCGUGUAGGACGAAAUGUAGGAAAUAGUGACAGGAGUGAGGGUGGAACCUUCCUGAAGUGUUUCCUGCAUUGCUACCUGAAUGCGGGAAGCACUGUCCUUCCCUCAGGAACAAGUGGCAGAGCAGAUACAGCCACUCCCAGAGCUGCUGAGACCACAGGAGUGUCUUCAGGCUUUACCAGUACUAGUCCCAGAGCCUCCACCACACCAUCCACAGCCUCUGCUGGUAGCAAAUCAGGCACGUCCGAGGGAUCAUCUGCAACAACCACUGGUCUGGCAGGUGGCAGCAGUCCUGCAGCUGCAAGUACAGCAGCCCCAGGUUCUGAGAAAACAACAGUGUCUUCAGGCCACACUAGCAUACCUGGAGUCUCCUCAAGCCUGGCCUCAAGCUCUGCCAACAGCAAAUCAGGCACACCUGGGGCAUCUUCUGCAUCUACCUCUGGAGGAGCAGGGAGCAGCACUGCUCUACCUGCAAGAACUGGAGCCCCAGCAUCAGGGAGCACAGUGACAUCCUCAGGGCACACAACCAUCACUCAAGCCUCCAGUCUAUCCCCAGCCUCUGCCAGCAGCAAACCAGGAACAACUGGAUCAUCAGCAGGAACCACUAGAUCCUCAAGCAGUGAGAUGACCUCAGCUGAAGUCAGUGCAGGCACAACAGGAGCCAUCAAGGAGAUCACACCUGGAGUCUCAGACACAGGAACUACCACAGGAAGCCACACAGGAACAAGUGGAGGUCCCCAUGCAGCCAGCACUGGAGCUCCUAGUGAAAACACAUCUUCAGUAACAGGGAGCACAGUGACAUCCUCAGGGCACACAACCAUCACUCAAGCCUCCAGUCCAUCCCCAGCCUCUUCCAGCAGCAAACCAGGUACAACAGGACAGUCUGUGGAAGUUACCACAGGAGCAGACAGGGAGGCCCCACCUGUCACCCAAGGCACAGAAGUCACCACUGGAAGCCCAACAGGUACACCUGGGGCAAGUUCUGCAUCCACCUCUGGAGGAGCAGGGAGCAGCACUGCUCUACCUGCAAGUACUGGAGCCAGAGCAUCAGAGAACACAGUGACAUCAACAGGACACACUACUGUUCCUCAGACCUCCAGUCAAUCCACAGCUUCUGUCAGUAGCCAAGCAGCAACGACUGGAUCAUCAGCAGGAACAACUAUAUCUGCAAGCAGUGAGCAGACCCCAUCUGAAGUCAGUGCAGGCACAACUGGGUCAAGUUCUGCAUCCACCUCUGGAGGAGCAGGGAGCAGCACUGCUCUACCUGCAAGAACUGGAGCCCCAGAAUCAGCAAUGACUGGAUCAUCAGCAGGAACAACUAGAUCCCCAAGCAGUGAGCAGACCCCAUCUGAAGUCAGUGCAGGCACACCUGGGAGACCUUCUGCAUCCACCUCUGAAGGAGCAGGGAGCAGCACUGCUCUACCUGCAAGAACUGGAGCCCCAGCAUCAGAGAGCACAGUGACAUCCUCAGGACACACUACUGUCCCUCAGGCCUCCAGUCAAACCACAGCUUCUGCCAGCAGCGAAGCAGCAACAACUGGAUCAUCAGCAGGAACAACUAGAUCCCCAAGCAGAGAGCAGACCACAUCUGAAGUCAGUGCAGGGCCUACCACACCAUCAGCUGGGGAAACAUCUGGAACCCCAAGCAGUGAAUCGACCCAGCCUUCAGACAAGUCAAAGAGCACAGUGACAUCAACAGGACACACUACUGUCUCUCAGACCUCCAGUCAAUCGACAGCUUCUGCCAGCAGCCAAGCAGCAACGGCUGGAUCAUCAGCAGGAACAACUAGACCCCCAGGCAAUGAGCAGACCUCAUCUGAAGUCAUUGAAGGGAGCACAGUGUCAUCCUCAGGACACACAACAAUCAUUCAAGCCUCUAGUCUAUCCCCAACCUCUGCAGCAGCAAACCAGGCACACCUGGGACAAGUUCUACAUCCACCUCUGAAGAAGCAGGGAGCAGCACUGCUCUACCUGCAAGAACUGGAGCCCCAGCAUCAGAAACCACUGGAUCAUCAGCCGGAACAACUAGAUCUCCAAGUAGUGAGCAGACCCCAUCUGAAGUCAGUAAAGGGCCUACUGCACCAUCAGCUGGGGAAACGUCUGGAGCCCCAAGCAGUGAAUCAACCCAGUCUUCAGACAACUCAAGCACACCUGGGGCAACCUCUGCAUCCACCUCUGGAAGAGCAGAGAGCAGUACUGCUCUACCUGCUAGUACUGGAGCCCCAGCAUCAGAGCACAGUGACAUCAACAGGACACACUACUGUCUCUCAGACCUCCAGUCAAUCGACAGCUUCUGCCAGCAGCCAAGCAGCAACGACUGGAUCAUCAGCAGGAACAACUAGAUCCCCAAGCAGUGAGCAGACCACUUCUGAAGCACACCUGAGGCAAGUUCUGCAUCCACCUCUGGAGGAGCAGGGAGCAGCACUGCUCUACCUGCAAGAACUGGAGCCCCAGCAUCAGGAGGUGGUGUGGAAAAUUGACCUGUUUGUGUUUGUGAAAUUCACGACACUGGAUAUGGUAGAAGAAUGUGACUUUCGCACUUUAUCUUGCAAGUCCAUUCUUAUAAAUAACGAUGUCUGUAAUGAUAUGAGACCCCUAAAUUCCUGUUUCCCUGUCCUAGAGAGCACAGUGACAUCAACAGGACACACUGCUCUCCCUCAGACCUCCAGUCAAUCAAAAGCUUCUGCCAGCAGCAAAGCAGAAACCACUGGAUCAUCAGCCGGAACAACUAGAUCUCCAAGUAGUGAGCAGACCCCAUCUGAAGUCAGUAAAGGGCCUACUGCACCAUCAGCUGGGGAAACGUCUAGAGCCCCAAGCAGUGAAUCCACCCAGUCUUCAGACAAGUCAAAGAGCACAGUGACAUCAACAGGACACACUACUGUCUCUCAGACCUCCAGUCAAUCGACAGCUUCUGCCAGCAGCCAAGCAGCAACAACUGGAUUAUCUGCAGGAACAACUACAUCCCCAAGCAGUGAGCAGACCACUUCUGAAGUCAGUGCAGGCACACCUGGGGCACCUUCUGCAUCCACCUCUGGAGGAGCAGGGAGCAGCACCCCUCUACCUGCACGAACUGGAGCCCCAGCAUCAGAGAGCACAGUGACAUCUUCAGGACACACUACAUUCCCUCAGGCCUCCAGUCAAUCCACAGCUUCUGCCAGCAGCAAAGCAGUAACCACUGGAUCAUCAGCAGGAACAACUAGAUCUCCAAGUAGUGAGCAGACCCUAUCUGAAGUCAGUAAAGGCACAACAGGACAGUCUGUGGGAGUUACCACAGGAGCAGACAGGGAGGCCCCACCUGUCACCCAAGGCACAGAAGUCACCACUGGAAGCCCAGCAGGGACACGUGGGACAACUUCUGCAUCCACCUCUGGUGUACUAGAUAGCAGUACCCCUUUAUCUGCAAGUACUGGAGCCCCAGUUUCAGGCACUCCUGCUGCUUCAUCUGGAACCACCUCAGGAGGGGCAGGGAACAGCACCCCUCCACCUACAAGUACUGGAGCCCCAGGUUCAGGCACUCCUUUGGCAUCUUCUGGAACUACCCCUGAAGGAGCAGGGAGCAGCACCCCUCUACCUGCAAGUACUGGAGCCCCAGGUUCAGAGAACACAGUGACAUCCUCAGGACACACUACUGUCCCCCAGGCCUCCAGUAAAUCUACAGCCUCUGCCAGCAGCAAACCAAGAACAAGUAGAGGAACACAAGAAGCCAGCACUGGAGCUACUGGUGAAAACACAUCUGGAAUUGCAGGCACGUCCGAGGGAUCAUCUGCAACAACCACUGGUCUGGCAGGUGGCAGCAGUCCUGCAGCUGCAAGUACAGCAGCCCCAGGUUCUGGGAGCACAGUUGUGUCUUCUGGCCACACUACCACCCCAGGAGUCUCCUCCAACCUGCCCUCAACCUCUGCCAACAGCAAAUCAGGAACGACUGGACCAUCAGCUGGAACGACUAGAUCCCCAAGCAGUGAGCUGACCUCAACUGAAGGCAAAGCAGUCUAUGAAAACUUCACCUCCCUGUUUGGUAGUGUAGAUACAAUGCCUAUACUGAGCCUCAGCGUCUCCAAUCCUGUACUCACAGCAGGAGAAAUAGCAAGUUCUACCACACCAGUGUCUGGAAGUGGAGAAGGCAGCACACCCAGGGAACAGGGCUCUGAAGGGACAAGCCUAGGAACCUCAGGCACAAAUGGAGGAACAAGCACAGCUACUACCAGAGCCACAGCAGGAAGCACAUCUGUAAGGACAGGUGAAGGAGGGCCCACUAUGUCAACACCUACAAAAGAAACAGCCGGCACACCCAGGGAAGAAGGCACUGCAGCUACCACCCUAGGAAUCUCAGGAACAAGAGGAGGAACAGAUGUAGCCACCACUGCAGUUGCUGAGGAAAGCACGCCUCAAGGAACAGGUUCAACAGAGGGAUCUGUGGGAACCACCAGAGCAGCAGGCGAAGGUAGCUCACCUGGAAGCCCGGGCACUGGAUCCUCCAGCACUGUGACACCACCAGCAUCAAGAGGAGGAUCAGAAGAAGCCACCACUGUAGCUCCUGGAAAGAGCACAUCUGGAGGAACAGCUUCUUCAAGGACCACCACUGCUGGUUCAGUGGCCCCAGCCAAACCAUCCACCUCUGCGAGCACGGAACCAGGGACCACUGCACCAUCAGCUGGUGAAACAACUAGAACCUUAGGCAGUGAAUCAACCAAGCCUGGAGAAGAACCAGCAACAACUCUAGUUUCUACAGGUGUAACCACGACAACAGACAAAAAUAAAGGAAAUACCAAUGACCUACCAUUCAGAGACGGUGAAGGAGGGCCCACUAUGUCCAUGCCUACAAAAGGAGCAGCAGCCAGCACGCCCAGGGAAGAAGGCACUGCAGCUACCACCCUAGGAAUCUCAGAAAUCCAAAAGUUUGACAACAAUGCUGUUGACAGGUCAUGGAAGAAACAGGUGGUGUUUCGUGUCUGGCAGGUGGGUGCUCACCAUGAGACAUCCCACGGAGGCCUGCCAGACAAAGGGAACAGAACUACAAUCAUUUACCCUUUGGCCCAGAAGCCCUGCGUUCUUAUUCUAGGAUGCAGUGGAGCUACCAAGGGACAAGACAACACAGGCGGAGUUUCCGUAACUGAGGCCACCAGCUCUGAACACCCAACAGGAGCAGUCAGCUUGACAGUAAGUUCAGGACAAUCCGUAAGAGUGACUGAAAGGGCCACAGUGAAAUCUACCAUAGUUUCAGAUCCAACCAGAAUGUCCUCUGGCACAACAAUGACAAGUGGACCUUCAUCACCUCAAGGAGAACAAACAAGUACAGAAACUGUUAUUGGAACAGGAACAACUGGUAUGUCAACUACAACUACAGAGAGAUCAGCACAAUUGCUUUCACAAUCAGCAACAUCUGGAUCAUCAUCUGAAGCACCAGAAACAACAAACAUAUCAGUCACUGGCACAGAGUCGACUGCCCCAUCAACUGGAACAACCUUGACAAAGUCAACAUCAGUUGGAGAAACAACAACUACGUUACCACCUAGAGAGGCAGUGACAUCUGGACAAACAGCUGGGCCAACACCAGCAACUAGUCUAUCAGUCUCAGUGUCUCAAAGAAUGAUGACAAGUAAUAAAUUGGCUGUGACAUCUGGCCACACAACCAGUGUGACUUUAACUUCUAGGCAAUCACCUGAAGUGAAUGGAACAUCCACAACAUCAGCUGGGAGCACAGUGCUAUCUACUGUAGCUUCAAAUACAACCAAAAUAUCCUCUCACCCUACAACAACAACUGGACCUUCAUCAGCACAAGGACAACAAACAAGUACAGAAAGUGUUACUGGGACCAGAACAACUGGUGUGUCUUCUGUAGUUACAGAAAGAUCUACACAAUCUCUUGCACAAUCAGCAACAACUGGACCAGCAUCACAGGCACCAGAAACAACUAAGGUAUCAGUCACUGGCACAGAGUCGACUGCCCCAUCAACUGGAACAACCUUGACAAAGGCAGCAUCAGUUGGAGAAACAACAACUGCAUUACCACCUAGAGAGGCAGUGACAUCUGGACAAACAGCUGGGCCCACACCAGCAACUAGUCCAUCAGUCUCAGUGUCUCAAAGUAUGAUGACAAGUAAUAAAUUGGCUGUGACAUCUGGCCAAACAACCGGUGUGACUGUAACUUCUAGGCAAUCACCUGAAGUGAAUGGAACAUCCACAACAUCUGCUGAGAGCACAGUGCUAUCUACUGUAGCUUCAAAUACAACCAAAAUAUCCUCUCACCCUACAACAACAACUGGACCUUCAUCAGCAAAAGGACAACUAACAAGUACAGAAAGUGUUACUGGGACCAGAACAACUGGUGUGUCUUCUGUAGUUACAGAGAGAUCUACACAAUCUCUUUCACAAUCAGCAACAGCUGGACCAUCAUCCCAAGGACCAGAAACAACUAAGGUAUCAGUCACUGGCACAGAGUCAACUGCCCCAUCAACUGGAACAACCUUAACAAAGGCAGCAUCAGUUGGAGAAACAACAACUACGUUACCACCUAGAGAGGCAGUGACAUCUGGACAAACAGCUGGGCCAACACCAGCAACUAGUCCAUCAGUCUCAGUGUCAGUCAGUACUGUGGCAAAGAGUCCUAUGACUGUGACAUCUGGCCACACAACUAGUGUGACUGUAACUUCUAGGCAAUCACCUGCAGUGAAUGGAACAUCCACAACAUCAGCUGUGAGCACAGUGUUAUCUACUAUAGCUUCAAAUACAACCAAAAUACCCUCACAUCCUACAACAACAACUGGACCUUCAUCAGCAAAAGGACAACAAACAAGUACAGAAAGUGUUACUGGGACCAGAACAACUGGUGUGUCUUCUGUAGUUACAGAAAGAUCUACACAAUCUCUUGCACAAUCAGCAACAACUGGACCAUCAUCCCAAGGACCAGAAACAACUAAGGUAUCAGUCACUGGCACAGAGUCACCUGCCCCAUCAACUGGAACAACCUUAACAAAGGCAGCAUCAGUUGGAGAAACAACAACUGCAUUACCACCUAGAGAGGCAGUGACAUCUGGACAAACAGCUGGGCCAACACCAGCAACUAGUCCAUCAGUCUCAGAGUCUAAAAGUAUGAUAACAAGUGAUAAAUUGGCUGUGACAUCGGGCCACACAACCAGUGUGACUGUAACUUCUAGUCAAUCACCUGAAGUGAGUGAGACAUCCACAACAUCAGCUGGGAGCACAGUGCAAUCUACUGUGGCUUCAAAUACAACCAAAAUAUCCUCUCACCCUACAACAACUGGACCUUCAUCAGGACAAGGACAACAAACAAGUACAGAAACUGUUACUGGACCCAGGACAACUGGUGUAUCCACUGUAGUUACAGAGAGAUCUACACGACCUCUUGCACAAUCAGCAACAUCUGGAUCAUCAUCUGAGGCACCAGAAACAACUAAGGUAUCAGUCACUGGCACAGAGUCAUCUGCCCCAUCAACUGGAACUACCUUGACAAAGUCAAUAUUGGUUGGAGAAACAACAACUGCAUUACCACCUAGAGAGGCAGUGACAUCUGGACAAACAGCUGGGCCCACACCAGCAAUUAGUCCAUCAGUCUCAGUGUCUCAAAGUAUGAUGACAAGUGAUAAAUCGGCUGUGACAUCUGGCCAAACAACCAGUGUGACUGUAACUUCUAGGCAAUCACCUGAAGUGAAUGGAACAUCCACAACAUCUGCUGAGAGCACAGUGCUAUCUACUGUAGCUUCAAAUACAACCAAAAUAUCCUCUCACCCUACAACAACAACAACUGGACCUUCAUCAGCAAAAGGACAACAAACAAGUACAGAAAGUGUUACUGGGACCAGAACAACUGGUAUGUCUUCUGUAGUUACAGAAAGAUCUACACAAUCUCUUUCACAAUCAGCAACAGCUGGACCAUCAUCCCAAGGACCAGAAACAACUAAGGUAUCAGUCACUGGCACAGAGUCACCUGCCCCAUCAACUGGAACAACCUUAACAAAGGCAGCAUCAGUUGGAGAAACAACAACUACGUUACCACCUAGAGAGGCAGUGACAUCUGGACAAACAGCUGGGCCAACACCAGCAACUAGUCCAUCAGUUUCGGUGUCAGUCAGUACUGCGGCAAAGAGUCCUGUGACUGUGACAUCUGGCCACACAACUAGUGUGACUGUAACUUCUAGGGAAUCACCUGAAGUGAGUGAGACAUCCACAACAUCAGCUGGGAGCACAGUGCAAUCUACUGUGGCUUCAAAUACAACCAAAAUAUCCUCUCACCCUACAACAACAACUGGACCUUCAUCAGCAAAAGGACAACAAUCAAGUACAGAAAGUGUUACUGGGACCAGAACAACUGGUGUGUCUUCUGUAGUUACAGAGAGAUCUACACAACCUCUUGCACAAUCAGCAACAUCUGGAUCAUCAUCUGAAGCACCAGAAACAACUAAGGUAUCAGUCACUGGCACAGAGUCGACUGCCCCAUCAACUGGAACUACCUUGACAAAGGCAACAUCAGUUGAAGCAACAACAACUAUGUUACCACCUAGAGAGGCAGUGACAUCUGGACAAACAGCUGGGCCCACACCAGCAACUAGUCCAUCAGUCUCAGUGUCUCAAAGUAUGAUGACAAGUAAUAAAUUGGCUGUGACAUCUGGCCAAACAACCGGUGUGACUGUAACUUCUAGGCAAUCACCUGAAGUGAAUGGAACAUCCACAACAUCUGCUGAGAGCACAGUGCUAUCUACUGUAGCUUCAAAUACAACCAAAAUAUCCUCUCACCCUACAACAACAACUGGACCUUCAUCAGCAAAAGGACAACUAACAAGUACAGAAAGUGUUACUGGGACCAGAACAACUGGUGUGUCUUCUGUAGUUACAGAGAGAUCUACACAAUCUCUUUCACAAUCAGCAACAGCUGGACCAUCAUCCCAAGGACCAGAAACAACUAAAGUAUCAGUCACUGGCACAGAGUCAACUGCCCCAUCAACUGGAACAACCUUAACAAAGGCAGCAUCAGUUGGAGAAACAACAACUACGUUACCACCUAGAGAGGCAGUGACAUCUGGACAAACAGCUGGGCCAACACCAGCAACUAGUCCAUCAGUCUCAGUCAUGAAUGGAACAUCCACAACAUCAGCUGGGAGCACAGUGCAAUCUGCUGUAGUUUCAAAUACAACCAAAAUACCCUCACAUCCUACAACACCAACUGGACCUUCAUCAGCAAAAGGACAACAAACAAGUACAGAAAGUGUUACUGGGACCAGAACAACUGGUGUGUCUUCUGUAGUUACAGAAAGAUCUACACAAUCUCUUGCACAAUCAGCAACAACUGGACCAUCAUCCCAAGGACCAGAAACAACUAAGGUAUCAGUCACUGGCACAGAGUCACCUGCCCCAUCAACUGGAACAACCUUAACAAAGGCAGCAUCAGUUGGAGAAACAACAACUACGUUACCACCUAGAGAGGCAGUGACAUCUGGACAAACAGCUGGGCCAACACCAGCAACUAAUCCAUCAGUCUCAGAGUCUAAAAGUAUGAUAACAAGUGAUAAAUUGGCUGUGACAUCGGGCCACACAACCAGUGUGACUGUACCUUCUAGUCAAUCACCUGAAGUGAGUGAGACAUCCACAACAUCAGCUGGGAGCACAGUGCAAUCUACUGUGGCUUCAAAUACAACCAAAAUAUCCUCUCACCCUACAACAACUGGACCUUCAUCAGGACAAGGACAACAAACAAGUACAGAAACUGUUACUGGACCCAGGACAACUGGUGUAUCCACAGGACGUACAGCGAGAUCUACACGACCUCUUGCACAAUCAGCAACAUCUGGAUCAUCAUCUGAGGCACCAGAAACAACUAAGGUAUCAGUCACUGGCACAGAGUCAUCUGCCCCAUCAACUGGAACUACCUUGACAAAGUCAAUAUUGGUUGGAGAAACAACAACUGCAUUACCACCUAGAGAGGCAGUGACAUCUGGACAAACAGCUGGGCCCACACCAGCAAUUAGUCCAUCAGUCUCAGUGUCUCAAAGUAUGAUGACAAGUGAUAAAUCGGCUGUGACAUCUGGCCAAACAACCAGUGUGACUGUAACUUCUAGGCAAUCACCUGAAGUGAAUGGAACAUCCACAACAUCUGCUGAGAGCACAGUGCUAUCUACUGUAGCUUCAAAUACAACCAAAAUAUCCUCUCACCCUACAACAACAACAACUGGACCUUCAUCAGCAAAAGGACAACAAACAAGUACAGAAAGUGUUACUGGGACCAGAACAACUGGUAUGUCUUCUGUAGUUACAGAAAGAUCUACACAAUCUCUUUCACAAUCAGCAACAGCUGGACCAUCAUCCCAAGGACCAGAAACAACUAAGGUAUCAGUCACUGGCACAGAGUCACCUGCCCCAUCAACUGGAACAACCUUAACAAAGGCAGCAUCAGUUGGAGAAACAACAACUACGUUACCACCUAGAGAGGCAGUGACAUCUGGACAAACAGCUGGGCCAACACCAGCAACUAGUCCAUCAGUUUCGGUGUCAGUCAGUACUGCGGCAAAGAGUCCUGUGACUGUGACAUCUGGCCACACAACUAGUGUGACUGUAACUUCUAGGGAAUCAUUUGAAGUGAGUGAGACAUCCACAACAUCAGCUGGGAGCACAGUGCAAUCUACUGUGGCUUCAAAUACAACCAAAAUAUCCUCUCACCCUACAACAACUGGACCUUCAUCAGGACAAGGACAACAAACAAGUACAGAAACUGUUACUGGGACCAGGAAAACUGGUGUAUCUACUGUAGUUCCAGAGAGAUCUACACAACCUCUUGCACAAUCAGCAACAUCUGGAUCUUCAUCUGAAGCACCAGAAACAACUAAGGUAUCAGUCACUGGCACAGAGUCGACUGCCCCAUCAACUGGAACUACCUUGACAAAGGCAACAUCAGUUGAAGCAACAACAACUAUGUUACCACCUAGAGAGGCAGUGACAUCUGGACAAACAGCUGGGCCCACACCAGCAACUAGUCCAUCAGUCUCAGUGUCUCAAAGUAUGAUGACAAGUAAUAAAUUGGCUGUGACAUCUGGCCAAACAACCGGUGUGACUGUAACUUCUAGGCAAUCACCUGAAGUGAAUGGAACAUCCACAACAUCUGCUGAGAGCACAGUGCUAUCUACUGUAGCUUCAAAUACAACCAAAAUAUCCUCUCACCCUACAACAACAACUGGACCUUCAUCAGCACAAGGACAACAAACAAGUACAGAAAGUGUUACUGGGACCAGAACAACUGGUGUGUCUUCUGUAGUUACAGAGAGAUCUACACAAUCUGUUUUACAAUCAGCAACAGCUGGACCAUCAUCCCAAGGACCAGAAACAACUAAGGUAUCAGUCACUGGAACAGAGUCGACUGCCCCAUCAACUGGAACAACCUUAACAAAGGCAGCAUCAGUUGGAGAAACAACAACUACGUUACCACCUAGAGAGGCAGUGACAUCUGGACAAACAGCUGGGCCAACACCAGCAACUAGUCCAUCAGUUUCGGUGUCAGUCAGUACUGUGGCAAAGAGUCCUGUGACUGUGACAUCUGGCCACACAACUAGUGUGACUGUAACUUCUAGGCAAUCACCUGCAGUGAAUGGGACAUCCACACCAUCAGCUGUGAGCACAGUGUUAUCUACUGUAGCUUCAAAUACAACCAAAAUACCCUCACAUCCUACUACAACAACUGGACCUUCAUCAGCAAAAGGACAACAAACAAGUACAGAAAGUGUUACUGGGACCAGAACAACUGGUGUGUCUUCUGUAGUUACAGAGAGAUCUACACAAUCUCUUUCACAAUCAGCAACAGCUGGACCAUCAUCCCAAGGACCAGAAACAACUAAGGUAUCAGUCACUGGAACAGAGUCAACUGCCCCAUCAACUGGAACAACCUUAACAAAGGCAGCAUCAGUUGGAGAAACAACAACUACGUUACCACCUAGAGAGGCAGUGACAUCUGGACAAACAGCUGGGCCAACACCAGCAACUAGUCCAUCAGUCUCAGUGUAUAAAAGUAUGAUGACAAGUGAUAAAUUGGCUGUGACAUCUGGCCACACAACCAGUGUGACUGUACCUUCUAGUCAAUCACCUGAAGUGAGUGAGACAUCCACAACAUCAGCUGGGAGCACAGUGCAAUCUGCUGUAGUUUCAAAUAAAACCAAAAUGUCCUCUCACCCUACAACAACUGGACCUUCAUCAGGACAAGGACAACAAACAAGUACAGAAACUGUUACUGGAACCAGGAUAACUGGUGUAUCCACUGUAGUUACAGAGAGAUCUACACAACCUCUUGCACAAUCAGCAACAGCUGGACCAUCAUCCCAAGGACCAGAAACAACUAAGGUAUCAGUCACUGGCACAGAGUCAUCUGCCCCAUCAACUGGAACUACCUUGACAAAGUCAAUAUCGGUUGGAGAAACAACAACUGCAUUACCACCUAGAGAGGCAGUGACAUCUGGACAAACAGCUGGGCCAACACCAGCAACUAGUCCAUCAGUCUCAGUGUCUCAAAGUAUGAUGACAAGUGAUAAAUUGGCUGUGACAUCUGGCCAAACAACCAGUGUGACUGUAACUUCUAGGCAAUCACCUGAAGUGAAUGGAACAUCCACAACAUCUGCUGAGAGCACAGUGCUAUCUACUGUAGCUUCAAAUACAACCAAAAUAUCCUCUCACCCUACAACAACAACUGGACCUUCAUCAGCACAAGGACACCAAACAAGUACAGAAAGUGUUCCUGGGAGCAGAACAACUGGUGUGUCUUCUGUAGUUACAGAGAGAUCUACACAAUCUCUUUCACAAUCAGCAACAGCUGGACCAUCAUCCCAAGGACCAGAAACAACUAAGGUAUCAGUCACUGGAACAGAGUCGACUGCCCCAUCAACUGGAACAACCUUAACAAAGGCAGCAUCAGUUGGAGAAACAACAACUACGUUACCACCUAGAGAGGCAGUGACAUCUGGACAAACAGCUGGGCCAACACCAGCAACUAGUCCAUCAGUUUCAGUGUCAGUCAGUACUGUGGCAAAGAGUCCUGUGACUGUGACAUCUGGCCACACAACUAGUGUGACUGUAACUUCUAGGCAAUCACCUGCAGUGAAUGGGACAUCCACAACAUCAGCUGGGAGUACGGUGCAAUCUACUGUAGUUUCAAAUACAACCAAAAUGUCCUCUCACCCUAUAACAACUGGACCUUCAUCAGGACAAGGACAACAAACAAGUACAGAAACUGUUACUGGAACAGGAACAACUAGUGUGUCUUCUGUAGUUACAGAAAGAUCUACACAAUCUCUUUCACAAUCAGCAAUAACUGGACCAUCAUCUGGUAUACUGCAAACCACUAAACUAUCAGUUACUGACUCAAGUGAAGCUGGCUUGUCAACUACAGUCACCUUGAGAAAUACAUCAUCAGUUGCAGAAUCAGCAACAACACUAUCCUCAGCUGAAGGACUAUUAACUACUAGGAUUACAGUCACUGGUUCAGGGACCACUGGUGUUUCCACUGCAGUUAUAGACACAACUGUGUCUUCUGGUGGACAGUCAUCUUCAACUGCAUUACCACGUGUGCCAUCAAAACAGCCUGAAGUAACAGAGGCCACAACUUCCACAAGAGGCAGUGAAACUACCCGUGGAGAAGUUCGAACAGAGGUUACAACUCCAACAGAGAAUAGUGAGACCCAGGGAACCAGAGCCACAGCAGGUCUCAAGAAACUAAAAGAAUUUAAAUUUACCUCCUCAGGAGUCCCCACAGAAGCACCAGGCAGCCAAAGCACAGGAGGAAGAACAGAAACCACUACAAGCACAACAAAGGGUCAAGACACUGAAAAGGAAACAGUGUGUCCAGGCACGUCUCCACCAGCCCCAGUGUGUCAUGGUCCACUGGGAGAAGAGAAAUCUCCUGGAGACACAUGGAUAUCUAACUGCCACCAGUGUACCUGUACUGACACGCAGGCUGUGGACUGCAAACCUAAAGAGUGUCCUUCUCCACCCACCUGCCAAACUGGAGAGAAGCUUAUGAUAUUCAAAUCGAAUGACUCUUGCUGUGACAUCGGCCACUGUGAACCAAAAACCUGUUUAUUUAACAAUAAGGAUUAUGAGAUUGGUGCAUCCUUUGCUGAUCCUAGCAACCCAUGUGUCUCCUAUACCUGCAACAGCACUGGUUUGGUUGCCGUGGUUCAGGACUGCCCAAAACAAACAUGGUGUGCAGAAGGAGAGAGGACCUAUGAUUCAACGAAAUGUUGCUAUACAUGUAAGAGUGACUGCAGAACUUCUCCUGUGAAUGUGACCAUUAGGUAUAACGGUUGUAGGAAGAAAGUGGAGAUGGCAAGAUGUAUAGGAGAAUGCAAAAGGACUCUCAAGUAUAAUUAUGAGACCUACCAAUUGGAGAAUUCAUGUGUUUGCUGCCGUGAAGAAAACUAUGAGUACAGGGACAUUACACUCGAUUGCUCAGGUGGCAGGACCAUCCCAUACAGAUAUAGGCACACUACAACCUGCUCUUGUCUGAACCAGUGUGAACAGUCUACAGCCAGUUAA